This is a messenger RNA of Xiphias gladius (swordfish), 9870 nucleotides long. It is a transcript of the gene gbf1, whose product is annotated as golgi brefeldin A resistant guanine nucleotide exchange factor 1. The transcript is spliced from 40 exons. Gene Ontology annotation, biological process: regulation of ARF protein signal transduction. Gene Ontology annotation, molecular function: guanyl-nucleotide exchange factor activity. The coding region runs from base 444 to 6074 and encodes 1876 amino acids. Lineage: Eukaryota; Metazoa; Chordata; Actinopteri; Istiophoriformes; Xiphiidae. The record is from RefSeq and is a predicted model, not a curated record.
UAUCAAGAAAAUGGCAAGUGCGAAUACAGAUUAAACUUAAAUUCCCUGAUGUCUUAGUUUAUUUUGCAGCUCCAUAUGACUUUUAAAGUGAUCGGUUUAGUAGCCUGUCAAUCAAAACUCUAUCAUCAAGCUCGGUUGAGCGUGCAGAGUUUUUCCACGUCAGUGUGUUUACCAAGACCAGAUUGACAGCCGUAGGAAGUGCUGAAUUUAUUCACGAAUGGAGCAUUUUUUGAAGAGUGAAUGAAUAAGCAGUGUUUGGAAAUAUUACGUUAUCAAGCAGUGGAAUGACAGAAAUUAUAGUUUUUCUAUUUGUCGUAGGGAACUGAACUUUGGUCAUCUUCAUUCACUGUUGGCCGACUAGCCUGCAAGCUUGCCGAGCUAGGCUUGCAUUAGCUACAGCAGGACACCGUCUUUGAAAUAGCAGCCACACACAGAAAAGCAGUAUGGUGGACAAGAAUAUCUACAUCGUCCAGGGAGAAAUUAGCACCGUUGUUGGAGCUAUUAAGAGGAACUCCAGAUGGAAUACUCAUACUCCUCUGGAUGAAGAACAGGAUCCAUUACUCAACAGCUUUGGCCACCUCAAGGAAGUACUCAACAACAUUAAAGAGCUGUCAGAUAUUGAACCCAACAUUUUCCUGAGGCCCUUCCUAGAAGUAGUCCGCUCUGAGGACACCACUGGACCAAUCACAGGCCUUGCCCUUACCUCUGUCAACAAGUUCCUUUCGUAUGGCCUUAUUGAUGCUAACCAUGAAGCAGCAGCAGAGGCCAUUGAGAACAUGGCAGAUGCAGUCACACAUGCUAGAUUUGUGGGAACAGACCCUGCCAGUGAUGAAGUUGUUCUUAUGAAAAUUCUACAGGUCCUGAGGACUCUACUGCUGACGCCAGUCGGAGCCCAUCUGACCAACGAGUCUGUUUGUGAGAUCAUGCAGUCCUGCUUCAGGAUUUGCUUUGAGAUGCGCCUAAGUGAACUACUUAGGAAAUCAGCUGAACAUACACUGGUUGACAUGGUGCAGCUACUUUUCUCCAGACUACCCCAAUUCAAAGAGGAGGCCAAGAGUUAUGUGGGUGCCAACAUGAAGAAGUUGAAGAUGCGUGCUGGUGGAAUGAGUGAGUCAUCCAAAUGGAAGAAGCAGAAACGCUCGCCAAGGCCGCCUCGCCACAUGGUCCGAAGUCCCUCCGGUCAGAUGGACCCAACCCAGUCCAGCACCCUCAGCAACAACAACCUUUCAGGUGGCGUCCUGUUCAUUGAGCAAGGCUUGUCCACCUCUAGCUUACCAGCCUCAGACAGUGCUGGCUCAUCGAUUUCCAGCCCUACAACCACAGACAGUGGCCUGGGCACCUGUUCCAAAGCCACCUCCAGGGAAGACCUUUCUGACCUGGAACAGUGUAGCUCAUCUGCAAAUACCCCUAGCAUCGCUACCACACUCCCCGGAACUGAGCACGGCUCUCAAGAUGCACAGUCUGAGGGCAGGCAGGUUGAACCAGCUCAGUCAACCUCAGUGGAGUCUAUCCCUGAGGUUCUGGAGGACAAAGACUCCUUAACAGAGCAGUCAGACAGCACCUCUGUCCAUGACAUGGACUACGUCAACCCUCGAGGAGUCCGUUUCACACAAUCCACACAAAGAGACGGAGCGUCCCUCAUCCCUUAUGGCCUUCCAUGUUUAAGGGAGCUGUUUCGCUUCCUGAUCUCACUGACUAACCCCCAUGACCGCCACAACACUGAUGCCAUGAUGCACAUGGGCCUGCAGCUGCUGACUGUAGCACUUGAGUCAGCACACAUUGCUAACUACCAGUCGUUACUAGGACUGGUCAAAGAUGAGCUCUGUAGACAUCUUUUCCAGUUGCUGAAUGUUGACCGUAUGAACCUCUAUGCUUCCUCCAUACGAGUUUGCUUCUUGCUUUUUGAAAGCAUGAGAGUACAUCUUAAGUUUCAGCUUGAGAUGUACCUUAAGAAACUGAUGGAAAUCAUCACAUCAGAGAACGUUAAGAUGCCCUAUGAGAUGAAGGAGAUAGCUCUGGAUGCUCUGGUCCAGCUGUGGAGGAUCCCUAGCUUUGUCACUGAGCUGUACAUCAACUAUGACUGUGACUUUUACUGCUCCAAUCUGUUUGAAGACCUCACCAAACUGCUGUCCAAGAAUGCAUUCCCAGUGUCAGGGCAGCUCUACACCACCCACCUCCUGUCGUUGGAGGCUCUACUCACAGUGAUUGACAGCACUGAAGCCUAUUGCCAGGCCAAAGUGCUCAACAGCACUGCUCAAAAAGACCAGUCAGAAGCAAUGCUGGCAGAGGGAGAAGGUCCAACCAAAAGUGCAACAGACACUAUAACUGAUCUUAAUAGACUGUGCAACACCAAUGGUAAGAGUCUUCCACAAAUGGAGAAUGCACCAGUAUGUCCACCAACCAGUGGACAUCUGAUGGCAGAGAAGAUGAAACUGGGUAGACAGGAUCAAGGAGAUAAUGAUGCUGCUGAGAAAAGAGCCAUGAAGAAACCUCAACGCUUCUUGUCAUGUUUACCGGAUUCCCAAGAAUUGAUGGAAAUUAGAACCAAAAAAAAGCUGCUGAUCACAGGCACAGAGCAGUUUAACCAGAAGCCCAAAAAGGGAAUCCAGUUUCUGCAGGAGAAAGGCCUCCUCAAUAACCCUAUGGACAAUAACCAGGUGGCCCAGUGGCUCAGAGAGAACCCCCGACUGGACAAAAAGAUGAUUGGGGAGUACAUCAGUGAUCGCAAGAACAUCGAGCUCCUGGACAGCUUUGUUAACACAUUCACCUUCCAGGGGCUUCGUAUUGAUGAGGCCCUCCGGCUCUACCUCGAGGCCUUUAGACUACCUGGAGAGGCUCCUGUCAUCCAGAGGCUCCUGGAAACCUUCACAGACAACUGGCAUAAAGUGAACGGCUCUCCUUUCAUGAGCAACGAUGCAGGCUUUGCCAUGGCCUAUGCUGUCAUAAUGCUGAACACUGACCAGCAUAACCACAAUGUCCGCAAGCAAAACAUCCCCAUGACUGUAGAGCAAUUCAAGAAAAAUCUGAAGGGAGUAAAUGGAAACAAAGACUUUGACCAGGACAUGUUGGAGGAUAUCUACAAUGCUAUCAAGAAUGAAGAGAUUGUGAUGCCAGAUGAGCAGACAGGUUUAGUGAAGGAGAACUACGUAUGGAGUGUGUUGCUACACCGUGGUGCCACGCCUGAGGGUGUUUUCCUCCACCUGACACCGGGCAGCUACAACCAUGACUUGUUCACCAUGACCUGGGGUCCUACCAUUGCUGCCCUCUCCUACGUCUUUGACAAGAGCCUGGAUGACAGCAUCAUCCAGAAGGCCAUCACUGGCUUCAGGAAAUGUGCAAUGAUAGCAGCUCACUAUGGCUUCAGUGAUGUUUUUGACAAUUUGAUCAUCUCCCUCUGCAAAUUCACCACUCUGAGCAAUGAGUCUGUGGAAAACCUCCCUACAGUUUUUGGCAGCAACAGUAAGGCACAGACAGCAGCCAAGACAGUGUUUGACCUCGCCCAUCGGCAUGGCAACAUCCUGAGGGAGGGCUGGAAGAACAUCAUGGACUCCAUGCUGCAGCUGUUCAGAGCCGAGCUCCUGCCCAAAGCCAUGGUCGAGGUGGAGGAUUUUGUGGAGCCAAAUGGGAAAAUUUCUCUUCAAAGAGAGGAAACACCUUCAAAUCGUGGUGAGUCUGCUGUGUUGAGUUUUGUUAACUGGCUGACGUUGAGUGGAGCCGAGCAGUCAGGACUCAGAGGCCCGUCCACAGAAAACCAAGAGGCCAAGCAGGCUGCCAUCCUCUGCAUAAAGCAAUGUGACCCAGAAAAGCUGAUCACAGAGAGUAAAUUCCUACAGCUGGAGUCACUACAGGAGCUAAUGAAGGCUCUGAUAUCAGUCACCCCAGAUGAAGAGACUUACGAUGAAGAGGAUGCUGCCUUCUGCUUGGAGAUGUUGCUGCGUAUCGUUUUGGAAAACCGAGACCGUGUGUCCUGUGUGUGGCAGACAGUGCGUGACCACCUCUGCCACCUUUGCGUCCACGCCAAUGAGAGCUGCUUCCUGGUGGAGAGGGCUGUUGUGGGACUCCUUCGACUUGCAAUUCGCUUGCUACGACGAGAAGAUAUUAGCUCUCAGGUUCUCCUCUCCCUGCGUCUCCUACUGAUGAUGAAACCACAUGUCUUGUCCCGGGUCAGCAGGGAAGUGGCCUAUGGCCUCCACGAGCUGCUGAAGACUAACGCAGCCAACAUCCACUGUACAGACGACUGGUACACACUCUUCUCUCUGCUGGAGUGCAUUGGAGCUGGAGUGAAACCUCCUGCUUCCUUCCAGCUCACCUCCACCACCACUGACAACGACACAGGUGCCCAGUCGGAUAGCGAGCUGUCUUCUCAUCAUCCCAGUGAACUGAGUUUAGACCGCGGCUACACGUCUGACUCAGAGGUCUACACUGAGCACAGCAAGACCAGGAUCUCUCGCUCCACAACUGAUGUGGAUGUAGCAAGCAGUGGAUGGCUUGUGGUUGGGAAAGAUGACCUGGACACGAGUAAGACCCUUACAGUAAGCUCUAAAGCUCAGCUGAAUCACCCACUGGUCAACCAGUACAGUCUGACGCUGGGUCAGGACCUGGGACAGCACGACACAAAGUCUCUCAUUAAAUGUGUGGAAACACUCUCUUUCAUCGUCCGUGAUGCUGCCCAUGUCACCCCUGACAAUUUUGAGCUCUGUGUUAGAGCUAUACGAGUGUUUGUGGAGGCCAGCCUCAAUGGAGGUUACCGCAAUCACGACAAGAAGAAGAGCCACAAGUACGACUCCAAGUCCCGUCUGAGGAAGAAGGCAGGGGGGAGGGAAAAAGAGGGUGGAGGCAGCACAAGGCGAGGUGGCAGCCGAGCAUCCAGCCAGCGUCCAUCACGUUCCCACAGCGACGAGGAGGAGGAUGAGGGUGUCCCAGCCAGUUACCACACGGUGUCAUUACAGGUUAGUCAGGAUCUGUUAGACCUGAUGCACACCCUGCACACCCGGGCUGCCAGCAUCUACAGCUCCUGGGCGGAGGAGCAGCGUCAUCUGCAGGCUGCAGGCAGGAAAAUCGAGGCCGACUCCCAGACUCUAUGGACCAGCUGCUGGUGCCCGCUGCUGCAAGGUAUUGCUUGGUUGUGCUGUGAUGCCAGGCGACAGGUUCGUAUGCAGGCCCUCACCUACCUCCAGAGGGCGCUGCUUGUCCACGAUCUGCAAACACUAGAUGCAACUGAGUGGGAGUCCUGCUUCAAUAAGGUGCUUUUUCCUCUGUUGACUAAGCUGCUUGACAACAUAAGCCCAGCAGAUGUGGGCGGUAUGGAGGAGACCAGAAUGAGAGGCUGCACACUCCUGUCAAAGGUUUUCCUCCAACACCUGUCUCCCUUGCUGUCCCUGCCUACCUUUGCUGCUCUCUGGCUCACCAUUCUGGAUUUCAUGGACAAGUACAUGCAUGCAGGAUCCAGUGACUUACUGUUGGAGGCCAUCCCUGAGUCUCUGAAGAAUAUGCUGCUGGUAAUGGACACAGCAGGGAUCUUUCACAGCGCUGACUCCAAGACAGGAUACUCAGACCUUUGGGAAAUUACGUGGGAACGAAUCGUCUGCUUCCUGCCUCAUCUGAGGGAGGAGCUCUUCAAACAGACUGUCAUACCAGAUCCAGUACCCAGUCCUCCAGCAGAGACUGUGCAGCCGCCACCCCCAGCAGGUCGCCCUCCCUCACCUCAGGUGCCUCUGCCACCUGCCCAGCCACCCUCUCCAGUCCCAGUAUCCCCUGCAGAAACACAAACCCCCAGCAGGCCAGCAUCACCCCAGGAGCCUCAAACAACCAGUGCCACCGGAUCAGACCGAUCAUCUUCAGUCCCACCCUCGAUUCCCCCCAUGCCGGUGCCGUUAACAACAUCCUCUGCCCAGGCUCCCUCACCAUUGAGCCAGUCCCCCCUCAUCCUGCAGCCCCUCGCCUCUCCCCUGCAGGUUGGAGUCCCGCCGAUGUCCCUGCCAAUCAUCCUGAACCCCGCCCUCAUUGAGGCCACUUCCCCUGUACCGCUGCUUACCGGUCCCAGACCUACAAGCCCCUCCGACGAGGUCAAAUAAGAGAACUCAUGCUAACCCAUGCCCCCAUUACACCCUAUUUAACAACUGGACCCAACAGACUUCAACUACAACUUCAAGAGCUGCUUGUCACCAGGUUUCUGAAAUGAUGAAAUAUAUAUGAGAGGACGAAAUAGAUGUGAUACCUCAGUUAUACCACGUUUGUGGCUUACAGAGUGUAAGCCCAGGUUAGAGUUAGGGGUAAGAUUAGGGUUAAACAUCUGACACUGUUAAAAAACACACCAGUUGCUGGUGCACCAUGCAUUCUUUGUGCCAUUUUUGUGUUUGGUAUUUUGUAAUUCCUGUUGAUGAAUUACUAAAUGGAGACAAUGUCCUAUCAUGUUCAGAUAUUCGGGAACAGAAAAUUGAGGAUAAAAGUCAUUCAAGGAAAAAUAUUACAAGUCAAAGUCUGACUGAGGUAAAGUGCAUUCGCUAAAUAUUUAAACUAGAAGCAGGGUUCUAUCUACCAUUGAGAACAUUAAGCUCUUGUCUUCACUAUUUUUUGGAGAGAAUUUGGGUGAUUUGGCAAACUGGGGAGGGUUUAUGUUGUACUGCACAUGGUGAGCAAUGUUUCCGAUGCCGGUAUUUUUAAACUCAUUGCAUUAUAUAUAUUUUAGACCAAUACAAUAACACAAAAAUAAAAAGAUUAAGUAUUUCCCCACCACAGUUUUAUUCUUGGGAGUGUAAGAAAGACUUUAGGGGAUAAGGCUGGUGUUAUUCUAUAUUUUUCUGUGUGUGUUCAUGGUAAUGAAGGAACAUGUCACCCAGUGCAAUAGUGUGACUCACAGAUGUGUUUUUAAUAGGAAUGUGAUAUAUCAGGAUUUAAAUGCACACACGAUACAUGUUAGUAGGAUACUUUCAUGGUGGGUUUUGCUCUGCACAUGGGAUGUGUUGUGUUCGUAGUAAGAAAGAUGUAAAAUAUCACCAGCUGUGGGGGACUGAGUCUCAUGACCUCAGUAUCUCUGAAGUUCUGGCUAUGGCCCUGAUUUCCACACUUUCUCCAAAACAUAACUCCUGAAUGAACUUGAUAUAAACAUUUUCAUAUGUGAGGUGGAAGUAUUCCUAUUAUCAUCCACAUCAGAUUAAUGGAAUUGGUAUAAUCUGUUGUUUUUGUGGAAUAUCAGGUCAGAGGUUUAGUCUAGAUUCAACACCGUCACUCCCACGUUUUCUCAUGGACUUGGUGGAAAUCAUUAUGAAGUUUUCUGUAGAAGGAGCGUCGAGUGUAAGAUACACUUCUCACCUAAAGGGCAUCAUCAUUUCUUUUCUUUCAGAGGAAACCCUCAAUAGAUUUAACUGGAUGAGACCAGACUGACAUGGCUUUGCUUGUAUGCCCGUGCUUCAUCUUAAUAUACAGAUUUCAGAUAGGGAUAGUAAAGAUCCAUACAGGUAAGUUAUUUGGAUUUUAGGCGCUUCAUGUAGUUGAUUAGAUAGGAUUUCCAGAGCUUUGACUUCAGUGGGAUGUUCCAGAGGUCAUAACUCAUAUUUCACCCGCUGUUGUCAGACCACUGAUAAGCAUGCGAUUGAAAACUGUACAGAAGAACUACUUUAUUUAUUUAUCAGUCAGUCUUUGUUUCAGAGAGGCCAAAUUCUUUUCUGUUCUCCUGUAACGUCCAAAGACAGAGACACUGGACUGUACUGUUUAUUUCUACCCAUUUCAUUUCAAUUCUGCAUGAGCUUUUUUGUCCCCAAUGGCAAAAAACAAGCUUUGAUUUUGGACACCUUAUGAAUUCCUUCUCCAUUUAACAAAGACGGAUUGUGUGUACUUGCAAGCCUUUCUCGGAUGUACUGGAGAUGUCACAUCUAUAACAUUCCAAAAUGUACAUACUUGAGUCUGCUGUGAGCUUGCUCCACUGUACAGGAACAGAGUUAGAGAUUGACAUGGUAACCUUUAUGGUUUAGGAUAAAUCAACAAAUAUUUUACAAGCGUUCAGAAUUAAUGUAAUUUCGUCAUGUUUAUGUAGCUUGCUGCAUACAAAAGAUCAUGUGUGGACUUGCAUAAAAAGCCCUAGGAGAGUUUUAUGCAACAAGGCUGGGUUACUGAUCAUAUCACAACAAAAUCUAUGGAAGCAAAUAAUAGCAGUUACUUAAGAACUUAUUGCUAAAUUUAAUCAUUACUGAAUACUUCAUGUUGAAAUUGAAUUACCACUGAAUUUGUAGCAUCUUACUCUGGUUUGAAUUUUUAAGCAGGUCAUUUGAAGUGGUGUAAUUUUCAGAAGCUUGAUUUCAAUUCAAUAACUUUAUUCAUCCGUAGUGGGGCUAUUAAAAAGUAUAUGUAGCAGAGCACAAAAAUACUUAUCUGGGGAGUCAAAAAAGUGGGGUGAUCCACUGCAUGGUUAUUAAUGUUAUGUCUCUAAAUGCGGACAACAGCCUGUCUGCUGUAACGCUAGUACCGGAGAAAGCCAUUGUUAUUCGACGCUUUACGUGUGCAGGGCUUUUGAAACAAACUAGUUAUUUUCUUCACCCCACCGCAGCUUAUUGAAGUUUUGACAAGUGGUGCAAUGUGUGUUGGUCAUCCGGUCUUGUUUGUUGUUGGAGUUAGGUGAUCGGAUAUGAAGUAUUUACAAAAUAUUUCGCCUUUGUCUUGCAAGGCUAAUUAUUUAAUCAAUAAAUCCACAAUGCCCCCAAAUGCUUACCUUUUUUGAUGAUGAACUAUCUACAAGAUCACUCUAGCAUAUAAAUGCUGUCUGGGUGCUGCACUGUACCCUUGUGGUUGAGUUCAGCCUUUUUCAUUCUGUCAACAUGAUUACAAAAAUUGAUUUUUGCCAUUUGUAAAUCGAUUCCGAAUUGUAUAAUAUAAACCCAUUUUUCCGUGCACCCCUGGCACAAAGUAACUAUUUCCUUGUAAUGUUGCGGUACAAGCCUCGUUCUUUACUCACUUGAACCUGUUCAGCAACAUUUGACAUGAUAUGUAGUUGAGGUCUAUGGCCCUUUUUAACAAGACAAAGGUAAAUAAACACAAAAGAUGCAGUAAAGGUCAGCACGACCUGUUGUCAGUCACCAGAACUUGACUUCAUGCAGGAUGACAUUACUAAAACUGUCCAAUAAAAGAGUUAGCUAUCAGUCCAUAUGACUUCAUGUUUACUUCUCUCAAUUGGUUUGCAAAAAGUCAGUGUGAACAUGAACCGCAGCAGAACUAAAAUGCAAGUGUAUUUUUAUUCCUUAGUCCAGACCAAAUGAACCGGACUAUAGGUGUGAGAGAUCUGAUUUUUUUUACCUGACUUCAAUCAUUAAAUCAGAAUUUGCAACUUGAAUACAAAAAAAAACUUUAAAAAACCAACAAAUUUUUGCACUCUGAAUUACCUAUAUUUCAGAGGUGUUAGCAUUUCCACAGUGAGUAUUCAGUUAUGGUUAAAUUUCACAAUUAGCUUUCAGUCUGCUGCAGUUUUCCUACACAGAUAUCUGUUGACAUUCUUGCAUGCUGUCUAUGUCUUGUGUACAGUGACAUGUACCGUGACAAACUGAUUGAAGCUAAAUGACCAUUUUAAUGCCAAAUGUGUGUCUUUGAGUGUGUUGUACAUGUGGAAGGAAAGCUUAACAUCCAUUCAAAGUGGCCCUGGGAUUCUCUCAGUGAUGUUUAAUGUUAAUGUUAUUUAUUGAAUUGGGAAAGAAGAGAGGGACUUUUUCAAUGCAGUACAGUUGACGUAGAUUCAGUGUGUAUAUGUCAGCCAGAUAAAACUACAGCCUUAUAGAGCCACCAACGUCAGACAUUUUGUAAGCUGUGGGUUUUCUUUGUUGUAUGGGACUCUUAGAUAUCAGCUAAUUCUUGAUUCAACAGGAAAUUACAUGAAUAUGGUGUGUG